Musa acuminata AAA Group (dessert banana) is the source of this 5809-nucleotide messenger RNA. Its product is annotated as DDT domain-containing protein PTM. The record is from RefSeq and is a predicted model, not a curated record. Bases 204 to 5090 code for a protein of 1628 amino acids. Lineage: Eukaryota; Viridiplantae; Streptophyta; Magnoliopsida; Zingiberales; Musaceae. The transcript is spliced from 9 exons.
UACCUUUCUUUUGUUGCAGCAGUGAGCUGCUCCCUCCCAAUUUGCCCCCAUUUCUCUUGGGAAGGAGACGAUCGAUCAAUUAAAGGCGACACUUGGGCACCUCCCGUCGUCUCUGACGUCCCUCGACUCUGAUCUAUGGGUUUUCUUCCUCCGCGUUUGAUUGCCUGGAGUUCUUGAGGCGGAUCGAAACCCUAAUUCCGGAAAUGGAAUUGGUUGGGAGGACGGUGAAGAAGAUAUUUCCCGGGUUCGGGACCUUCUCUGGCGUCGUGAAGUCGUACGAUCCAUCCGCGGGCUACUUCAAGGUGCUCUACGAGGAUGGGGACUCCGAGGAGGUGGAUUAUGGCGAGAUCGCUUCGAUGCUAAUGGAAAUGGGCGAGGAGGCGUCACCGAUGGGGCAAAAUCAGAAUAACAAUAGGAGCAGGUGGUCGAAGAAGCGGACGAGUAGCGAGCUGGAUCUUCCCGAGGACGUUGAUAUCGGAAGCGGUAAGGUUGUAGGUGUGAGUUUAAUUGGGGAGGACGGGGAAUUGUCCGAGCAAAAUGGACUUUUUCAGGGUAGUGGCGGGAAAGGUGAAGUUUCAGAGCUCAAUGGUGGGGGGUAUGAAGGGAUCUUGAAGGAAAAUGGUAUCGUGAGAGUACCUGCAGAAAUUACCGGGAACGAUGGUUAUCCAAAGGAGGAAAUUAGCGGAAAUGCUUCCUCUGAGGGAUUGGUGGAAACCCCUCAGGCGGAGAAGCUGGAGGCAGAAAGUGAUCUUGGUGAUGCUGAUGAGUCUAGUAUAGGAGUUGGGAAAUUAUCGGAACAUAACACGGGGAAUGCCUAUCAGAAAGGAAGUGAACAAAUAAAAGUAAAAGAAGCAAAAUCUGAAGACUGUGUACUUGAUGGCGUGUAUUUGGAAAAUCAAAGAUGUGACACUACAUGUUUUGUGGAAAAGGAUGAAGGUGGCCCUCAAAAGAGGCGAAGACUAUCUGGAAAAAUAUACUCUCUGCAAGAUAUGCCUUUGAGAAGGAGUGCUCGUAGAGCAAGUGCUGCAGCAUUAUGUCCUUCGGAUCCUCUUCACAGCCACAUCUUAAAGAGCGAGUCAGAAUUUCAAAAUUGUCUGUUGGACGAGAAAGAUCAUCAUGUGGUUCCUGAGGAUUCCAAGCCAGAACUGCCACCAUCUUCUAGUGACUUGGAUUUGAAUGAUCUGCCCGUUCUUGAUUUCUUUUCUGUUUACACUCUUUUGAGGUCCUUCAGCAGGGUUUUAUUCUUGAGUCCGUUCAGUCGACCAAUGUUUUUGUCAGCUCUAAGGUGUGAAUAUCCUAAUUCUUUGAUUGAUCAUAUACAUUUUUCAAUCUUACAAACAUUGAAGCAACACUUGGAGCUCCUUUCUGAAGAAGGAUAUCAGCCAGCUACUGAUUCCCUUAGGACUCUAAAUUGGGAGCUAUUGGACUUGGUUACCUGGCCUGUAUAUCUUGGUGGAUACUCACUAAUUCAUGGUUCAACAAUGAAAUCUCUUGUCAAGCUUACACAUCCAAAUAUUAUGGCUGCAGAGUAUUACAUGCAGCCAGCUAGUGUAAAGCUUGAGAUGCUUCGCUGCUUGUGUGAUGAUGUUAUGGAAGUCGAUGGCAUGAGAUCAGAACUCAAUAUAAGGUUGACUGACUGUGAAAUUAAUGUGGAUGCCUAUAACAAUGUUUAUAAGAAUAGGAUCGGAUUAGCUAUAACUGGUUUGGAGGCCUCUUUGGUCCAGGAGAUGCCUGAAGAAACUGCUGAUGGAAACAGUGAUGACUGUUGUCUCUGCGGGAUGGAUGGUAGCUUGAUAUGCUGCGAUGGCUGUCCUGCUGCAUUUCAUUCUAGAUGUGUUGGAGUUGCUAAAGAUCUUUUGCCUGAAGGUGAUUGGUACUGUCCUGAGUGCUUGAUGGACAAACAUGAUGGAUUGACAAAGUUGUCAAAGACUUCACGAGGAGCAGAGGUUUUGGGUAUCGAUCCUCAUGGACGCCUAUAUUUUAGCAGUUGUGGCUAUCUUUUGGUAUCUGAUUCAUGUGAGAGUGUUUCUUCAUCUCAUUUUUACAAUAAAGAUGAUCUAGAAAUUCUUAUCAGAGUUUUGAAAUCAUCUCAUGCUUCUUAUACUGCAAUCGUAAACACAAUCUCUGCGCAAUGGGGAAUUUCUUUGGAUAGCCGUAGUUCCAUUAGCCAAUCAUGCCAUGAAAUUAUCAAAAGGAAUGAGGCUUUAGAUUCUCAACUGAACUUAUUAUCUUCAGAUCCAAAUGUUGUCAAUGAUGAUAUUGUUAAGAAUUCAAAGGAUAAUUGUACUAAUUCUGAACAUAGUGAUCCUAUUAGUGCAAAUGCAUCAGAUUUGAGCCAGACAAAUCUGGUAAGCUUAGAUCAUGCCUCUGGGAUGUCGCUGUUGUUUGUAUCUUCAGAGCCUGCAGAGCAGUUGGCUCAUGCUGUGAACUAUCUUCAAUCAACUCAGCAAACUACGGAUAGUUGUUCCAUUGCUACUGAUAAUCCUGUAGAUGAAGUUAUCUCUGUUACACCUGUUGAUAUAUCUACUGACAACAGUAAACACUUUGCAAUUACUGAUUUGGGUGGCACAUCAUUCAUAUCCGAGCAAGUGCAAAAGAAGGCUGAGACAUGUAAACUACAGUCUGAUCCCUGUGGUUACAUUAACUAUUAUAUUUUUGGUCGAGUAGCUUCAUCUGUAGCUGAGGACUUGAUGAUUAAAUCAUCCGAGAGCAACAAUAAGGAACCCAAGAAGUCAGAUGAGGACAUGGUGGUGGCCCAGCUGAAGGCAAUUUUUAAAAGAUGUCCAAAACUUAGUUCUUAUAGCUUCCUGCAACAAUCUUUAGAUAUACAAAAAGAGAAGUGUGGUUGGUGUCAUUCCUGUAAAACAUCCAGCAGCAGUGAUUGUGCAUUUGUAGUUAAUGACAAGCAUAUUGAAGAUAUGAAAUCAGAUGCUGUAGGUCUUGACUCUGAAAAGAAAAAGAAAAGUCACAUUGUCUCUGUCAUGCAUGAUAUAUUGUCAAUAGAAGAUCAUCUGAAUGGCCUUUUAUCUGGUCCCUGGGAGAAUCCACACUAUAGUAGCCUUUGGCGAAAGGCUGUUAUGAAGGCAUCUGAUGUUGCAUCACUGAAACAUAUGCUUCUUCUUUUGGAAUCAAAUUUGAGGCGUGUUGCAAUGUUAUCAGAUUGGAUGAAACCAGUUGAUUUUGCUCAUACGGUUGGUUCAGCAUCUCACAUUUUGAUUGGUUCAAUGGAUGCAUUUUCAAAUUGUGGUGGUAGCAGAAAGCAAGGGAAAAGAACCACCUCUGGCUCUGAGUUUAAUAUAUCCCAAGCUGCUGCUGCAUCAUAUGUUUGUUGGUGGAGAGGUGGACGACUAUCCCGUCGGGUGUUCCAUUGGAAAAUGUUACCUCGGUCAUUAACUUCCAAGGGUGGUCGUCAAGCUGGAUGUAAAAAGAUAUCAAAUGUCUUUUAUCCUGAUGUUCCGGAGUUUGCCAGGAGAAACAAAUUUAUCACCUGGCGAGCUGCAGUUGAGAUGUCAGAAACUGUUGCUCAGCUCGCUUUUCUGACCAAAGAAUUUGAUUCAAAUAUUAGGUGGUUGGAACUCUGUAAGACUCCACCUUUUCCUCAGUUGAUUAAGGAAUCCAAGGGUUUAGCAAGGUUUUUCAAGAAGGUAAUAAUCCGUAGAAAGAGUAUAGAGGGAGCCAUUGUGAGAUAUCUUCUUGAUUUUGGUAAAAGGGAGAACAUUCCAUCUACUGUUAUAAGAUAUGGGGUGAUUCAUGAAGAUCCCUCUAGUGAAAGGAAAAAAUUUUGGUUGGGUGAAAAUUAUGUUCCUUUAUAUCUUAUUAAGGCUUUUGAGGCAAAGAAAUUGGCCCGCUCCAUUAAAAAGACAGGUUCUAAGUUGCUUUCCCAUGAUGUAGUUGAUUUUGGUUCAAAGAAGCCUGAAAGAUCAAAAGGACUUUCCUACCUAAUAUCUAAAGCAGAAAAGAUGGAGGCAAAACUUUGUGGACAGUGUAACAAAAAUGUGCUAAUCAGGGAAGCUGUGAACUGCCAAUUGUGCAAUGGUUCUUUUCACCAAAAGCAUUUCAGAGUAACUGCAGGUGCUAUAAGUACCAAGUAUAUUUGCUAUAGAUGCAAGACAAAAAAAUCUGUGAAUGUUAAAACUCAAAGGCAGAAAAUGAUGUUGCAAAAGAAGAAAAAAUCUUCUGGUAAGAAGUCAGUGGCUAUGCCAAAGAAAAGAAAACGUGUUUUGGUGAAAAAUAAAAAGAAGCCAAAUCCAAAAAAGAAGCACAAACAAGUUGAAAUUAGAAAAGCUCAAUCAAGAAAAUGUGAGGAAGGCAUUGGCUAUCAUAAGAGGAAAAGAAGAACAACUAUGCAUCACUCCUUCUGGUUGAAUGGCCUUCUAUGGAUGGGAAAAGCAGAUGAUGAACGGGGAAAGCAUUUUAGAAAAACAAAUGUUGUUCUGCCAUUUCAAAUGUUGAGAAGAAGUUCUAGGAAACCAGUAUGCUGCCUAUGUCUUACAGAAUACAAUUCAGAAGUUAUGUAUGUUUGUUGCCAAAAUUGUGAAGAUUGGUUUCAUGGAGAUGUUUAUAGCCUUGCUCUUGAAGAAAUUAAUAAUCUCAUUGGAUUCAAGUGCCAUAAAUGCCGAGGAAGAAGCGCUCCGGUGUGUCCGUUUUCACAAAGUCUUGUAGUCCAUGAGAUUCAGUCUAUGGAAUUCCCCAUUGCAGAGACUAUUAUUACCGAGGAACAAGAUACCAAAGAAAAGCUUCAUAGUGGAACAUCUGAAAGUUCCUCAGUGGUAGUUCAUGAUGAGGAUUAUUUGGAUCAACAGAAAGAUUGUUCUCCAUGUGUCAGAGAUGAGUCCACAUUUGCUUUAAAAACUGAGUUGUUAAAUGGGCCUUACUGUGUGCAGUCUUUUGAUCCAGAAGAUCAGAAGUUUAUUUCUUGCAGACAUGAUAAUGGUUUACAUAUAGAAGCAACUUCACAGAAAGUAGGGGAAAGUUCAAAUGAAAUGGUUAUAGUCCAGGAGUUGCUUGUAUCUAGUAACGUCGAUCACUCUGAGGAGUCAAGAAUUUUGUCUGGAAAUGAGCUUUGUGAUGUUGAAAUUGCAAAAUAUUAAUCAUGCAGUAACUUCAUCAUAUAAGAAGAGGCUUGUUUCUGUAUCUGUUGCAACAAUGUGGUCAUAAUUCAGACUCAGAAUUCGUUUCAGGAAGUCUUAAAUUGCAAAAUUUUAAUCAUUCAGUAACUUCUUUGUCAUAUAAGAAGAGGUUUGUUUCUGUAUCUGUUGCAACAUUGUGGUCAUAAUUCAGACUGAAAAUUCAGUUCGUCUUGAACAAAUAUUGGUCAUGAUUCUUGUCAGACAGCAACCUGGGACUUUUACUGCUAAGGCUUUCACUCUGGCCUGCCUCUUACACUCAUCAAGCAAUGAGUUGUCACUUAUGGGUUCUGACAGACAGAAAUUCUAUCUAUACAAUUUUGAGUUGUGAUUUUCAAAGCUGAUAUUGGACACUGGAAACUGUGUUUCUCAUCAUUAUCCUUCUGAUUGCACAAAAGUGCAAUAGUAUUCGAAGGAUUCUUUAGCUUUUAUUACACAUUAAGCAUUUCUCUGCAGCUUGAGUGUUUUUGGUUGCAUGGAGAUUUGCUUGUAAGAGGCAUUAUCUUUGAGAUAUGGACGUCAACAGGUGCCGUCAAAUGUGAUUGAAGUGAGUAUAAUUGGUAUUUUUUUCCCUUUAAUUUCUAUACUUCUCUCCAUUAUGUAAGAGAUUCUUGGUUUAUCAAAUGUAUUGGCCACAAAAGUUUUACCAACUAAUAGUGAUAUGAGGUCUAACAGUUUUACCA